AUGCGGAUAUUCAUCUUUGAUGGGACCAGUGUAAUAUAUGUUUGUGCUAUUGUAGCCUUGGUAAAGCUUCUAAUUCGUAUAAUCGGAAAAUGUAAAUUUUCAGAUAUUAAUAUGGGUCGUAAUAAUCGGACAACGACAGAUCUGGAGGCAUCGUCACAACGUGGCAAGAGUUCCCCCUCAAGUGAGUAGUUUUCCUUUCACAGUAAGGGCACGCAGUGAUUUUCAGGUGGCUCUAAAGUCUCGAAUGUCGUCGAAGAAAGCACAGCUUCUGCGGACAACCCAGCUCGACGCAGUCCACCGUUUCCGAAGCGAAAAUCGAGCACGUCUUACCGACUGCAUAUCUCUUCAAUUCCGUCAGUCCGAAGCUCGCACGUUGUCCGAUCAGUUCCGCCUUUGUUCCAAUCACUUUUCUGUUGCAUGAUGACUAACGUUCUGUGUUAUCCUUUCCUAUAUGAACUGUCUGUCUUCCCCUAUUCGUGUCAAUCCGUGUUCUGUUCCUAAUAAUCUUUAAUUCAGACAGUGAGAAGCCGUAUGUGCACCGGAUGAUUGCAGUGGACGAGGUGACGCUGGAAAUCGGUAAUGCUCACUUACGAUUAUAACGUUUUUCAAAUUCCAUAUUCCAGACGGACAACUUAGCAGAAUAGAAGGAGCCGUUCAUCGGUAUGCGGACGAAUCCACGUACUGCUACUUGAAACGAAUCCGAGAAAAAGUGCCGUCGAUCCCGAUUAAUGUCAUCCAUCGGAUAGCGUUCCUCCAAGAAUCUGCGAGAUUCCGUCCGGAAAAGUUCGACGUGGAACAAGUGAUGGAGCUGAGAUCACUUCUCAACCAAUUCCUGAAAAUGUGAGUGAUCCGUUUCCAAUAAAAGGGGUUCCGAUUCGUUUAUUUAUCGGGAAUAAAUCACUCCAGACUGUCCGCCGAGUACGAUUCGCUAGCCGACGAACCGGACACGGCAGCUCCACGUGGCGUCAUCGCCUCUUUCUAUCAAUUCGGACAGAAGAUCAUGCCGAACAACUCUGGGUCAAAGCGACGACGGAACAAGUUUGGAGGAAGUGACGGUGUGUUUUUGUUUGUGCGGCAGGCUGCCGAUUGGCUGAGGAAUGAUAACAUUGCCUGGCUCUCAUGACCUUUAUUUCAUAAAGAGCAUGUCAACUUUGCAGGCGUCCGUUUGCUGAUGAAAGAACGUGAAGAGCAACUUUCGUUGCUCUCGCCGCUCGUCACCAAGAGCGCUGACUCACCACACGCGCAUCUUCGUCGCCAAUCGGACUCACAUUCCGCCCUGCUACCGCCGCACUAG
Molecule: messenger RNA, 1294 nt
Organism: Caenorhabditis sp. 36 PRJEB53466
Lineage: Eukaryota; Metazoa; Nematoda; Chromadorea; Rhabditida; Rhabditidae
Source: the annotation of a GenBank genome assembly